UAUUUACCCGAAAAAUGUGGUUCAGAGUGUUCAGACUUUAAAUUUCUUAAAUCGUGUCAGGUGUACGAAGUACAAAAUGAGUGCAAAAAAUAGUGAUAAUGACCGUUAUAAAAAUGAAUAUUCGAGAAUAAGAAAACUGACGAGUAGAUAUGACAUACGGACUCAAUCAAAUGAAUUUGGUUUGUCAGAAGAUCAAGUUGCGGAGUUCAAAGAAGCUUUUAUGUUGUUUGAUAAAGAUCAUGAUGGACGGAUUACUGAGGCAGAACUUGGAGUGGUUAUGAGAUCUUUAGGUCAAAGGCCUACUGAAACUGAUUUGAGAGGUAUGGUAAAAGAAGUGGAUCAAGACGGCAAUGGUAGUAUUGAAUUUGAUGAAUUCCUGUUAAUGAUGGCUAGAAAACUAAAAGCGGCAGAUGGCGAGGAAGAAAUGCACCAAGCAUUCAGAGUAUUUGACAAAAAUGGYGAUGGAUUCAUAACAUUUGAUGAACUCAAACGUGUUAUGUACAGUAUCGGAGAACGACUCAUAGAUGAAGAAAUUGAGGAUAUGAUAAAAGAAGCCGAUUUAAAUGGUGACAAAAAAAUUGAUUAUAAAGAAUUUAUUACGAUAAUAAGUUCUAAGAAAUAAAACAAAUAACGGAUGUUUUACUCCAGAAUUUCUUCUGAAUUCUGCAUAAACAGCAUCAUCAGCACCAGACAUAGAACUCAUUUUACCAGA
Messenger RNA from Diuraphis noxia (Russian wheat aphid), 712 nucleotides. RefSeq names its product neo-calmodulin-like. Gene Ontology annotation, molecular function: calcium ion binding. NCBI's taxonomy places the organism in Eukaryota, Metazoa, Arthropoda, Insecta, Hemiptera, Aphididae. The record is from RefSeq and is a predicted model, not a curated record.